UCUUCUUCAUCAAGGCCACAGAUACAGAAUUAUUCACGCAUUUAUCGUUUGCAGGUCCAUGGUCUCCGGGGAUCCCAACCCUCCAUUUCUAAGAACCUACAAGCUUCUCAUCGAUGACCGUGGUCCUCCUCCUCCGCCGCCGCUCCCUCCUCCUCCACCGGAGAAGGAUGCCGUCAUCGACCUCCCACUCAUCGAACUCAGCCGUCUAAUCCUCGAACCCGAGGAAUGCAAGGCUGAGAUUCGUUUGGCCGCCGCCGAAUGGGGCUUCUUUCAGGUUGUCGGCCAUGGCGUGCCGCCUGAGCUUCUGGACCGCCUUCGGAAGGUGCAGGCUAACCUGUUUCGACAACCCUUCGCAGAGAAGGAGAAGGGGAAGCUGCUCGACUUCGCCGCAGGGUACUGUUACACGUGGGGCACGCCGACGGCCACUUCUCUCAGCCAAUUAUCCUGGUCCGAAGCGUAUCAUAUCCCUAUGACGCCAUCAGCGGCACCGACCAAGCUCAGGGCCAGGCGUGUGAUAGACGAAUAUGCGACGAGAGUGGCUCAGCUUUCAUACGAGCUUGCAGGGAUAUUAGCAGAAGGAUUUGAAGGGAAAGAAGGAAGAAGAAACAUUGAUUACAUAGAAGAGCAUUGUAAACCCAGCUCAUGCUAUUUGAGGCUUAAUCGCUACCCUCCAUGUCCGAUACCGAAAGGAGUUUUCGGGUUGGUUCCUCACACCGAUACCGAUUUUCUCACAAUAGUUUAUCAAGAUCAAGUUGGUGGGUUGCAGUUGUUGAAAGGAGGAAGAUGGAUCACUGUUAAGCCUAAUUCCAGUGCUCUUAUAGUCAAUAUUGGUGACUUAUUUCAGGCAUGGAGUAAUGAUGUGUACAGAAGUGUGCGACAUAGAGUAAUGGCAAAUUUAGAAAUAGAGAGAUUCUCCAUUGCCUUUCAAUUAUGUCCAUCGUAUGAAACCAUCAUUCAUAGCAAGAAAUCUCCAUCUAUUUAUAGAUCUUUCACCUUCAUGGAAUAUAAGCAGCAAAUCAAGGAAGAUGUUAAAUUAUUUGGACAUAAGAUUGGCCUUUCAAGGUUCCUUGCUUGAACAAGUAGCUACAUCUCUCCAAGAGAAACAAAUAAGAAGCGUGAUUUAUAUUUUUUCUCCAAGAGAACUGGGUUCUUUUGGCCAUCUACUCUCAUGUCAAAUUGACAAUUAAUUAUUCUGUGCGGAUGCUGAAUGUCGUCCGGAGAUCAACCAGAAUGCGCUACGUCACCCCUUUGCUCGGUACCAUGGCUCCGUACUGCUCGGUAACGCUGACGUGGAGCAUUCUGAUUGGUUUCCGGACAACGCUAUGCGUAUAGUCGCCACACAAAAUAAUUUCUCCAAAUCGACAAUGUUGUACGUUCACUGUGACU
Molecule: messenger RNA, 1386 nt
Organism: Dendrobium catenatum
Lineage: Eukaryota; Viridiplantae; Streptophyta; Magnoliopsida; Asparagales; Orchidaceae
Product: gibberellin 2-beta-dioxygenase 8-like
Exons: 5
Coding region: 59-1075 (338 amino acids)
Molecular function (GO): dioxygenase activity
Source: RefSeq, a predicted model, not a curated record